Messenger RNA from Notodromas monacha, 723 nucleotides. Lineage: Eukaryota; Metazoa; Arthropoda; Ostracoda; Podocopida; Cyprididae. The record is from the annotation of a GenBank genome assembly.
CGACUCGUCACAUAGUGAACUACACAUUCCGACAAACGAACUCACUUCGUUCCUUUCCGAAACGGCUCAGUUCAGUUUCCUAUCAAAUAUGUUCAAGAUUGUCGCUGUUCUUGCUUUGGCUGCCAUCUGCUUCGCAGAUGACGCAUACAAACCAGCAUACAAGGAAGCUUCCUACAACGACCCGAAGUACAACUUCGACUGGGCCGUGAAGGACGACUACACCUACAACAACUUCGGCCAGAAAGAGAGCCGCGACGGCUACAACACCGACGGCUCCUACUUUGUGGCAUUGCCCGACGGCAGGAUCCAGACUGUGAAAUACUACGUCAAUGGAGACUCUGGCUACGUGGCUGAGGUCACCUACUCAGGAGAGGCCAAAUACGACGAUGCCUACAAGAAGCCAUCUUAUGCCCCAGCACCCUACAAGGCUGAGGCCAGCUACCAGAAGCCCGCCUACGCACCUGCCCCUGCCUACAAGCCCGAGCCGUCCUACAACAAGCCCGCCUACAAGGCUGAGCCAGCUUAUGCACCUGCGCCCUACAAGGCCGAGCCAUCCUACAACAAGCCAGCCUACAAACCCGCGUACAAACCUGCUUAUGCCCCUGCGCCAUACAAGGCCUGAGCAAGUCUUGGUGUUUUAGGAUACGCAUUUUUCAAUUGCUAGACAAAUUCUCUUUCAAAUUGUGAUUUUUUCUUCCAUCGAAUUUCUUCGAUCAAGUGUUC